AUGGGCGCAGAACCGGACUCGAAGCGCGAAUCGACGCUGGACGAAUCGGUCCAAGUGGCUGAUGCGUACGACGACGACGAGGAGUCACAGUACGCGUCGAUCAGCAAGGUGGGUCGUCGCAUGGCGUCGCAGGACAGAGGCGGUCUGCGAUGUUUGUGCACGCAAACAAUCGCGGCGAGCGCGCGUUACUCGACCGUGCGACAGCUCUUCACGUCGCCCGCCGACUACGACCCGUCGCGCGAGACGCACUACGUGCUGGUGGUGCACGGCACGUUCGACUCGCCGCCCGGCCCGGGGAGCCCGCCGCCAUGGUACUUCCUGGACGCGAAGCGCGCCGACAACUUCUGCCACCUCAUCGCCAAGGACCUCGCGCGCACGCCGCUCGGCUUCGACGCCGUGUGGCGCCAACUGCCGGACUCGCACGCGGGCAUGCGGUUGCGCGAGGACGUGCCGUACCCCUUCCACUGGUCGGGGCACAACACGCACGAGGCGCGCGUUGAUGGUGAGCGCGCAUGGGAGGGCAUGGGGAGUGAGCGUGUCGGGGAUGCGGGCAAGGCGCUGGCGCAGCUGAUCCACGCGGUGGGGUGCUCGGACCCGUCGGCGCGCGUGCACGUGGUGGCGCACAGCCACGGCGGGAACGUGGCGCUGAAGGCCGUGUCCAUGUACCUCUCCCUGCUCCGCCGCGACUCCCGCGACAGCAGCCGCGCCGCCCACGACCAGAUCACGUCCGCCUUCUGGGAGGCGCACGCGGAGGGGUACCGGAGCAUCAAGGAGCACCAGGAGGUGAAAGUGAGCGCCGUGUGGAUGCUGGCGUUGGCGCCGUUCCUCGUGGUGAAGCGCCCAUGGCGGGGCGACGAGGCGCUGGGCGGCUUCCCCUACGCCUACUUCCAACGCCCACAAUCCCGCAACCCUGUACCCCGUCCCUUCUCCGUGUCUCGCUCUCUUCCCCACAGGGUGCGGCAGGCCAAGUACCUGCGGAAGAAGUGGGCGGGGAGCAGCAGCACCAACUGCCUGGGCCGCAUGGUGUAUCUGGGCACGCCCUUCUACACCAAGCACUGGGACCGCCGCGCUGCGCUCACCAUGGCCGCCACCAUCGUGGGGCUGUCCGUGCUGGUGUUCGUGGUCAUCGUGGGCGCGGUCGUGUCGGUGAAGUAUGCCAUCUUCCACGAGAUCAACACCGCUGACCUCACUGGAGGAGAGCUCACAUUCUGGGUGACGGUGGCGCUGGUAUCGGUGGCGGUGGUGGUGUACAACACGUUGAGCAGCAAGCGCUACAGCGACGGCAACGUGUACUUCACGGAGAAGAAGGCGUGGAGCCCUGCCAUGAGCGCACUCGUGCUCAACGCCGGCAAGCUCGAUGAGGCCGCCCUCGCGCUCUCAACGGAGCCCCUCGUGCGCGCCUACCUCAUGCCGCAGGUCAAGGUGCGCCUACCUCAUGCCGCAGGUCAAGGUGCGCCUACCUCAUGCCGCAGGUCAAGGCGCGCCUACCUCAUGCCGCAGGUCAAGGCGCGCCUACCUCAUGCCGCAGGUCAAGGCGCGCCUACCUCAUGCCGCAGGUCAAGGCGCGCCUACCUCAUGCCGCAGGUCAAGGCGCGCCUACCUCAUGCCGCAGGUCAAGGCGCGCCUACCUCAUGCCGCAGGUCAAGGCGCGCCUACCUCAUGCCGCAGGUCAAGGUGCGCCUACCUCAUGCCGCAGGUCAAGGUGCGCCUACCUCAUGCCGCAGGUCAAGGUGCGCCUACCUCAUGCCGCAGGUCAAGGUGCGCCUACCUCAUGCCGCAGGUCAAGGUGCGCCUACCUCAUGCCGCAGGUCAAGGUGCGCCUACCUCAUGCCGCAGGUCAAGGUGCGCCUACCUCAUGCCGCAGGUCAAGGUGCGCCUACCUCAUGCCGCAGGUCAAGGUGCGCCUACCUCAUGCCGCAGGUCAAGGUGCGCCUACCUCAUGCCGCAGGUCAAGGUGCGCCUACCUCAUGCCGCAGGUCAAGGUGCGCCUACCUCAUGCCGCAGGUCAAGGUGCGCCUACCUCAUGCCGCAGGUCAAGGUGCGCCUACCUCAUGCCGCAGGUCAAGGUGCGCCUACCUCAUGCCGCAGGUCAAGGUGCGCCUACCUCAUGCCGCAGGUCAAGGUGCGCCUACCUCAUGCCGCAGGUCAAGGUGCGCCUACCUCAUGCCGCAGGUCAAGGCGCGCCUACCUCAUGCCGCAGGUCAAGGCGCGCCUACCUCAUGCCGCAGGUCAAGGCGCGCCUACCUCAUGCCGCAGGUCAAGGCGCGCCUACCUCAUGCCGCAGGUCAAGGCGCGCCUACCUCAUGCCGCAGGUCAAGGCGCGCCUACCUCAUGCCGCAGGUCAAGGCGCGCCUACCUCAUGCCGCAGGUCAAGGUGCGCCUACCUCAUGCCGCAGGUCAAGGUGCGCCUACCUCAUGCCGCAGGUCAAGGUGCGCCUACCUCAUGCCGCAGGUCAAGGUGCGCCUACCUCAUGCCGCAGGUCAAGGUGCGCCUACCUCAUGCCGCAGGUCAAGGUGCGCCUACCUCAUGCCGCAGGUCAAGGUGCGCCUACCUCAUGCCGCAGGUCAAGGUGCGCCUACCUCAUGCCGCAGGUCAAGGUGCGCCUACCUCAUGCCGCAGGUCAAGGCGCGCCUACCUCAUGCCGCAGGUCAAGGUGCGCCUACCUCAUGCCGCAGGUCAAGGUGCGCCUACCUCAUGCCGCAGGUCAAGGUGCGCCUACCUCAUGCCGCAGGUCAAGGCGCGCCUACCUCAUGCCGCAGGUCAAGGCGCGCCUACCUCAUGCCGCAGGUCAAGGUGCGCCUACCUCAUGCCGCAGGUCAAGGUGCGCCUACCUCAUGCCGCAGGUCAAGGCGCGCCUACCUCAUGCCGCAGGUCAAGGCGCGCCUACCUCAUGCCGCAGGUCAAGGCGCGCCUACCUCAUGCCGCAGGUCAAGGUGCGCCUACCUCAUGCCGCAGGUCAAGGUGCGCCUACCUCAUGCCGCAGGUCAAGGUGCGCCUACCUCAUGCCGCAGGUCAAGGUGCGCCUACCUCAUGCCGCAGGUCAAGGUGCGCCUACCUCAUGCCGCAGGUCAAGGUGCGCCUACCUCAUGCCGCAGGUCAAGGCGCGCCUACCUCAUGCCGCAGGUCAAGGCGCGCCUACCUCAUGCCGCAGGUCAAGGCGCGCCUACCUCAUGCCGCAGGUCAAGGCGCGCCUACCUCAUGCCGCAGGUCAAGGCGCGCCUACCUCAUGCCGCAGGUCAAGGCGCGCCUACCUCAUGCCGCAGGUCAAGGCGCGCCUACCUCAUGCCGCAGGUCAAGGUGCGCCUACCUCAUGCCGCAGGUCAAGGUGCGCCUACCUCAUGCCGCAGGUCAAGGUGCGCCUACCUCAUGCCGCAGGUCAAGGUGCGCCUACCUCAUGCCGCAGGUCAAGGUGCGCCUACCUCAUGCCGCAGGUCAAGGUGCGCCUACCUCAUGCCGCAGGUCAAGGUGCGCCUACCUCAUGCCGCAGGUCAAGGUGCGCCUACCUCAUGCCGCAGGUCAAGGUGCGCCUACCUCAUGCCGCAGGUCAAGGCGCGCCUACCUCAUGCCGCAGGUCAAGGUGCGCCUACCUCAUGCCGCAGGUCAAGGUGCGCCUACCUCAUGCCGCAGGUCAAGGUGCGCCUACCUCAUGCCGCAGGUCAAGGCUGAAGGAAUACUAUGGAGAGCGUUACGACGGCGAGAGAGUUUCUGCUUGUGAGAAUGGUGUUGCGCGAGGAAUUCGGUAG
This is a messenger RNA of Closterium sp. Yama58-4, 3744 nucleotides long. The record is from the annotation of a GenBank genome assembly. Lineage: Eukaryota; Viridiplantae; Streptophyta; Zygnematophyceae; Desmidiales; Closteriaceae.